GUGUUUGAACGUAAAGCAACUCGCCUUGCCGUGCAGAGAGGUUUAUCCGAGGCCUAAACCCGAGCUGUAACGCUAGUUUAUUGACGAUGAAAGCCGCAACAGCGCAACAGAAUCUCUCCAUUUAGUCAGCGCCGUUCUGAGCUUGUCACCAUGAUCAUAGAUAACGUGGACGCGCUGAAGUCGUGGCUGGCUAAACUCCUCGAGCCGAUAUGUGAUGCUGACCCGUCCGCUUUGGCCAACUACGUUGUUGCUUUGGUGAAAAAAGACAAACCUGAGAAAGAGCUGCGGGCUUUAUGUGCUGACCAGCUGGACGUCUUUCUGCAGAAAGAAACCACUGGUUUUGUGGAGAAACUCUUCGAAUGUCUCACCACCAAAAACUACCUGGGAAAUCCUCUUGCUAAAGAAAUUCCUAAAGAGGAUACAAAAGCUUCAGCUCCAAAACCUGCUGAAACGGAAGAGAUUUCACCCUGCCUUCAGGUGGGUCAUGUGGAGGAUGAGAAGGAAAGCAGAAGGCGGCGAAGUCCACUGAGGAAUCGUUCAGACUUCAAUGAAUCAAGAAAUCGGGACGAGCGGCGCAGAGACGAGCGCAGACGACGGGAGCCUGAGCGCCACGGGAAGAGCAGCGAGAUGUACAGAGAGAGAGAACGGGAACGAGAGAGGAACGACAGGAGGAGAGCGAGCUCACGAGGGCGCAGUCGCAGCAGGAGUCGCAGUCGCAGCAGCAGCAGGGGAAAGAGCAGAGACCGAGAGCAGAGACGAGAACACAGGUCCAAAUUUGAGCAGGAGCGGAAGGAGCCGGAGGUGUACACUCCGUUAUCAUCAGGUCCCUUGGGGAAACCUCCGCAGCAGCCACCGCAGCUCCCCUUGCUCCCGCUGCCCCACCCUCGCUCUCCGUUUCCCCCCUCGGGCAGUCCCAGCAUCCCUAGCGCCGUAACGGCUCACCUGCCUGACAGCACCACUGAGAACUGGACCACUUACUACUCUAACCAUGCCGAGGGGAAGAGCGGCACGUUGAAACACCGCUGCCGGGAUUAUGACGAGAAAGGAUUUUGUGUCCGCGGUGACCUUUGUCCUUUCGACCAUGGCAACGACCCUCUGAUUGUGGACGACGUCGCCCUGCCCACCAUGAUUCCCUUCCCUCCGCCCGGCAUGCCCCCUGCCCGGAUGCCCCCUCCAAUGCCCCCCAUGCCGGAGCCCCUCCCCGUUAUGCCCAUGCCGAUCCCGCCCCACGGGCAGCCCCCUCCGCCAGGCAUCUUCCCCAUGGCAGGACCACCUCUAAUCCCAACCAGUGGGAUAGAGACUCCACCCCAUGUACGGACGAGUACCUCCUCCCCUCUGGCUCCACCUGGAGUAAACCCACCUCCUCCUCCUCCUCCACCACCUCCUCCUCCUUCUUCUUCCUCUGCUAUUUCUUCUGCUUCUCUACAUCCUCAGUACACUCUAUCUGAAUACAACUACGAUCCUGAAGCGUAUAAUCCAGAAUCUCCAGCCAUCACCGGGGCGGGCCGAGCUCAGUACCGACAAUUUAUUCCUCGCAUUCAGACCCAGAGACCCAACUUGAUCGGCCUCACCUCAGGAGACACUCAGAGCUCCCGAGGUAUCACAGCUGCUAACAUAGUAAUCCAGACUGAGCCUUCGAUAUCCAUCGCCUCAAGCGGUGAGGUGAGACACAGCAUGGAGCUCGACAGCAGGAAGCGAUCCCUCGAAUCUGGAAAUGGGCCACAGGCCAAGAAGCCCUGGACUGACAAGCAAAAUUUCAACAAUCAGCACAAGCCGGCCUUCCCCAAGAAGAACCACUACGUCAACACCAAAUUGGAAGUCCGCAGAAUUCCCCGUGAACUCAACAACAUAACCAAACUAAACGAACAUUUCAGCAAAUUUGGGACCAUCGUAAAUAUCCAGGUGGUGUUUGGUGGCGACCCAGAGGCGGCUCUGAUCCAGUAUACGGCCAAUGAAGAGGCACGGAGGGCUAUUUCCAGCACCGAGGCUGUGCUCAAUAACCGCUUUAUCAGAGUGUACUGGCACAGAGAGAACACGGCACAGAACCAGGAGCAGAACGCCAACCAGAGCACCAGCCUCAGCACACAGAUACCCCCUGUGCAUAAGGUCAUUAAUAAGCCACACGCACCUGGGGCCUAUGUUCUGAAUAAGAGCUUCCCAAAACAGCAGAGUACACCCGGAACCGGGCCUGCAGCCAGUGUCGACCCGCUCAGUCCCGCUCCAGAAUCCUCAUUGGCAGUCGCUCCUGCUUCUGUGCAACAGAAAGGACUAUACUCACGGACAGUGUUUAAACCCACCCCAAAGGUACUGGGUAAAACGGUCAAAGCCCUUGAGGAUCAGGAUGUUCUGAAAAAGAAGCAGGAAGCACUGAAGCUGCAGCAGGAUAUGAGGAAAAAGAAACGGGAAAUGCUGGAAAAGCAGAUAGAAUAUCAAAAAGUGUUGAUAAAUCGUCUAGAGAAGAAUCGUGGGAUGAAGCCAGAGGAGCGAGCAAACAUUAUGAAGACCUUGAAGGAGCUCGCAGAGAAGAUCUCUCAGCUAAAGAACGAGAUCAGCAAUAGUAGUGUCUCCCAGUCUGCUGGCAAUGCUGCUCAGCCCAAAACCAAAACGGAUGCGCAGAAGGAGCUGCUGGAUGCAGAGUUGGAUUUCCACAAAAAGCUGACCACAGGAGAGGACACUACAGACCUGAAGAGGAGACUGGGUCAGCUGCAGGUUGAGGCGAAGCGGUUAGGACUGCUACCUGGAGGCCGAGCUAAGCCACUAGUAAGCGUGAGCCGAGGCAGAGGCCGAGGCAGAGGGAGGAGUGGAAGAGGCAGAGGAGCUCCCAGUCAUAUGGUGGUAGAUCACAGACCUCGUACCCUCGCCAUCCUGGGAGUCACACAGGAGGAGAAGGAAGAGCUCAUGCCGCACUUUGUGAAAUUUGGAGAGAUUGAAGAGCUUCGUGACCAAGACGCUACCAGCGUUGUCAUGACCUUCAAGACUCGCAGUGAAGCAGAGAAUGCUGCAAAUCAAGGGGCAAAGUUCAAAGGUCGGAUUCUACAAAUCUCCUGGUACAAACCCAAAACUCCGUCUGUCACAACCGAGCCUGAAGAAGUGGAGUCAAAGGAAGAGGUUAAUGCGGAGUCAGUGAGCCCUUUCUUGCUGCCAGAGGAGGAAGAGGAAGACGACGAUGAAGACGACGAUUAUGAAAGUCGCUCAUGGCGGCGAUAAAACCAGAAGUCCAGACGUUAUUGCUCUUUUUUAUUGAGUAAAGUACAGCCUUUUUAAGAAGCUUAUUUAAGUCUGUAAAUCCUUUUGUUUUCAGAACUGGUUUUCAGUAUUUUUAGAGUUUGUUAAGAGAAGAGGAUUACAGUGUGAUGGACAUAGGUGAAUGUGAGGUAUUUAGAUGGGAACGUGUUUAUUCUAAACCCUCGGCUCAAGCUACUAAACUCUCACUUUUGCGGAGACAGAAAUGGAAUUAACUUUUGACUCAUUUGAAUAUUGUUUCACUGUGAUUGGUCUGACAUCAGUAAUACUUUUGACUACUGUGAAGAUUUUUGGAAUCUGCCCUAAAAACAGAAGUGGUGUGGGAGAUCUUUGUAUAGAUAUAAUCAAGUACGACCCCCCCCCCCAAAUGGUUUGUUAAUCCUCUUCCAGAGCCGUGGUGCCACUCGAUGUAAUUAUGAACUCAGUGGGACGUGUGUAUGCGUGCAGGCGCAAGAAAAUAAUGUUCACGUCUUUUUCCUCCGAGUUGUGUUUAUUCAUCUGAAACCAAAAAGAGCUUUGGACUGGAGUGUAACAAAUAUUAUAAUUAUUAUUAUUAUUUGCAAAGAAAAUGUUAACAGUGGUGUUUUAAGUGUUAACAAUUAGAUUCCUACCUUUUUUUUUUUCUUUUUUUUUUGGCCUUACACGAUCAGUGGACAGCUAACUUUUUACAAGAUCUCUGAUUAUUUUUUGUACAUUUUGUAAAUGGUUGCAAUAGUAAUGACUGUUUGCUUAAUUAUUUUAGCCAUUAGAAUGAAUGGCACAAUGUUGAGAUCAUCGACUCGCAAGAGUGCUUGGUUGUAUUUUUUUUUUUCCUUUCUUCCCAUUUUGCUUUAUUUUUUUUAACUUGUUAAAUAAAAAAAAAAAUGCAUCUGGAGAUUAGGACAUUUAGGUAUUAGAAGUCGAAUCUUCUAUUUUGCUUUUGGAAAGUCUCAGAUUUAGGAUCGUCAGUCAGAAUUCCAAGAACCAGGAGAAACAUCUUCAGUUUGCGUAACUGCUCCUACACCAUAGUCGUGUAAAACGUUUACUGUAAACCGGAUUUGAACUUUAUUAUUGUUUAUAUAUUUGAGGCUUGAUAGAUGUAUUUUUUUUUUUUCUUUUUUCUCUGCUUGUAAAAAUGGAUUUCAAACACUCACAGUUACUUAUUAAUAAAGGCAAAGGAAUGGGAGAAAAUUCAGAUUUAAAAAAAAAGAAAGAAAAAAGGUUCAAUUGGCAGAAGUAUAAACUGAAAAAGAUGGAGAGGAAAAAAAAAAAAAAAGAUUUGAUAAUCCAUUCCAAGAAUAACCUUCUGAAAAUGCUGUCCUUUGUGUUCUUUCGUCUGUGUCUCUGCUGACCGUCAGGAUUUGAUGCCGUCUUGGAGCUUGCGCUCUCGGUCGGUUCUAACACAUUGAUGUGCGUUUCUGAAAACAGCAUCAUGUCUCCAGAAUUGGGACUUUGUGGUUUUCUCACUGAGAAGACGCUGGAUUUAUUUGUCGCGUAUGCAUUACAGCACAGUGAAAUUCUUCUUUGUAGGUCAGCACACAGCUUUAACCAUGCUAAUUUUGGCCCUGGAGCAGAGAGUGUUAAGGGCCUUGCUUAGGAGCCCAACAGGGGCUUGAACCACCAGUCGUCUGAACAGUAACCCAGAGCCACAACCAUUGAGGUACCACUAACCCAUUUGUAUUUAUAUUUUUAAUGUAUCCUUAACAAGCAAGUAUUAAAAUAUAUAUAUUCAAUCA
Molecule: messenger RNA, 4958 nt
Organism: Hemibagrus wyckioides
Lineage: Eukaryota; Metazoa; Chordata; Actinopteri; Siluriformes; Bagridae
Gene: rbm27
Product: RNA binding motif protein 27
Exons: 21
Coding region: 151-3207 (1018 amino acids)
Biological process (GO): mRNA processing
Cellular component (GO): nucleus
Molecular function (GO): RNA binding; metal ion binding
Source: RefSeq, a predicted model, not a curated record